Molecule: messenger RNA, 1288 nt
Organism: Truncatella angustata
Lineage: Eukaryota; Fungi; Ascomycota; Sordariomycetes; Amphisphaeriales; Sporocadaceae
Exons: 2
Coding region: 410-1159 (249 amino acids)
Biological process (GO): vesicle fusion; endoplasmic reticulum to Golgi vesicle-mediated transport
Cellular component (GO): late endosome membrane; SNARE complex; endoplasmic reticulum membrane
Molecular function (GO): SNARE binding; SNAP receptor activity
Source: RefSeq, a predicted model, not a curated record
GGCAUCAAGCGCGAACUGUGAUAACUUACCCGUACGGAGUAGUCAAGUCAGUCGUGUAAUCCAUCCACACUUGGCAUGGGAUGAAUGCCCCACAGUUAGCCGUCGGGUGUCCAGUAUGUACAUACCAUGUUGUAGCAUGGAUAAAGGAUUCUCCGCAGAACUCUAAUUCCAGGGGUUGUCGCGAAGAAUUUAGGCGUUGAACGAAUCAGAGAAAGCCAGAUCACUAGCUUCGCUUCGCUUCGCUUAGCUUAGCUACGGAGGCAGAGAGUAUCGUGGGCUUCUACGAUUUGUAUAUUUGUCCAAAUCACACGCUUGUACUACACACAGGCAGCCCAAGAACUAGCCCUACUCAUCACAGGUUGUAAAUCACAGUCAAACUCUAGGCAAGCCGAGGUUGGAUGAACCGAAAAUGAACGUCCAAUUCAACACUGCCCUGAAGCAGUCGACUGCUAUCAAGAAGGAGCUUGCCUCUGUGACGUCGGUGGGUGGCCCAGCAACACCAGCAGCUCUUGGCUCCCUUUCCGCAUCCCUGACAGCCUUCUCGCGGACACUCGACGAGUACAACCAGCUAGCCAAACAAGAACUUGUCAUCGCGAAGCAAGAAAAGGCCCACGAGCGAAUAAAGAACUUUCGGAAUGAGCUCUCUGAGUUCCGGGAACAGUUCAGCGCAUUGAAGACCGAGCGCGAUGAGUCAGCGCACUUAAAUAACCGUGCUGAGCUGCUGGGAAGGAGACCAUACACCACGAGUACACCAGAAAACCCAUACGCCAACGUAGGCGCUCCUGAGACAAGUAGCGGCGAAGUCCCGACGAAUCGCUAUGGUAGUGGCGGCGCCGUUGGGGGGCAGAUGAGCAUGGGAAGCAAUGACUACACGCGCGAAGCGCACGCAUUCAGAGAGCAGAACUUCUUUGCAAGCACGAAUACGGCCCUGGACGACUAUAUUGCCAGAGGCCAGGCAGUUCUGGGAGAUCUCGGGGAGCAAAGGGAGAUGCUCAAGAACACACAGAAAAGGUUGUAUAGCGUCGCCAACACGCUCGGAGUUAGUGGAGACACAAUACGCAUGAUCGAGCGCAGAGCCAAGCAGGACAAGUGGAUAUUCGGAGCUGGCGUGGUCGUUUUCUUCGCCUUCUGCUGGCUGUGCUUGCAUUUCUUGAGAUGAUGACCCCGUUAAGGUUGAGUGGUAAAGGAUUUGCACUUUGAGAAUUACGCAUAGCAAGGAGUCCGGCGUUCAUACAUGUUGGAAACGAAGCAGCAAUUUACUCUGGCAUAGAAUGAAUCCAUGCUUGUC